Pteropus alecto (black flying fox) is the source of this 3604-nucleotide messenger RNA. Its product is annotated as zinc finger X-chromosomal protein. The record is from RefSeq and is a predicted model, not a curated record. Gene Ontology annotation, biological process: regulation of DNA-templated transcription. The coding region runs from base 821 to 3220 and encodes 799 amino acids. NCBI's taxonomy places the organism in Eukaryota, Metazoa, Chordata, Mammalia, Chiroptera, Pteropodidae. Gene Ontology annotation, cellular component: nucleus. The transcript is spliced from 9 exons. Gene Ontology annotation, molecular function: DNA-binding transcription factor activity, RNA polymerase II-specific; RNA polymerase II cis-regulatory region sequence-specific DNA binding; metal ion binding.
UUUCUGGAAAAUGAAUUAGAUAUGUCUCAUUUGACAUGUAGGAAAUGCAUUUCUUUAUGACAUAAAUUAUAGUGUUUUAUAUUUGCAUAUAUUUUUAAGGACGAUGUAGUUUAAUAUCUGAACAUUAAGACAUACAUAAAUUACCAUGACAUAUGUUACAAAAUACAGUAGAGAAAGAAAAAAUUAUAUGAAAGUUCAGUCAGAAGAAAUUGCUUAGCGUUUUCUUUUUGUAUAUGCAUGGGGGGAAAGGACAUUUACUGUAUAAGUGAAGCAGAGAUGAUAUGGAAAUGCAUUUUGGGUAAAAGAAACCCAGGACCAAGCAUAGAGUUUGAGUCUUAUGAGACAGUGCAUAUUUUUGUUUUCCUGAAAAGCGAGGCACAGACAUUUUGGGAUAUUGGUGGAGAGGAGGGAGAAAUGAGUAAGGAGAAAUUAAGAGAAUAAUGGAAAGACCAAAGAAGUUGAAUUCUAUUUGGAGUCAGCGGGGAGCUACUAAAACAUUUCUGAGUACAGGUCUGACAUCAUUUAAGUUUUACUUGGGAAAAUUCACUAAUUUUUGUACUUGUGUUAAAAUGUAUUUGAUAUUUGUUUUAAAUAGAUAUGGUAAAACAUCCAGUAGGAAAGUGAUUGUCAUAAAGGAAGAAGUUUUUACUUUUAGAUAAAAGAGGAGAAAGAAAGAAGGAUGCCAUUCCAUUAAGGGGCCUACCCAAAGGAAGGACUAAGAUUGCUGGUACCAAUUCAGCUGUAGCCUGGAGAAUAUACAUACACUUUGAGAAUUAUUUCUGAAAUCCGAAGGAGCUGUGACUAAUGAAAAUCAAAGGCCAUGGAUGAAGAUGAGCUUGAAUUGCAGCCACAAGAACCAAACUCAUUUUUUGAUGAAAUAGGAACUGAUGCUACAUACAUGGAUGGUGAUCAAAUUGUUGUGGAAGUUCAAGAAACUGUUUUUAUUUCAGAUAUUGUGGAUUCAGAUAUAACUGUACAUAACUUUGUUCCUGAUGACCCAGACUCAGUUGUAAUCCAAGAUGUUAUUGAGGAUGUUGUUAUUGAGGAUGUUCAGUGCUCAGAUAUCUUAGAAGAAACAGAUAUAUCUGAAAAUGUCAUCAUUCCUGAGCAAGUCCUUUAUUCAGAUAUAACUGAAGAAGUUUCUUUAGCACGUUGCACAGUCCCAGAUGAUGUUUUAGCUUCCGACAUUACUUCAGCCUCAAUGUCUGUGCCAGAAUACGUCUUGACAAGUGAAUCUAUACAUGUGUCUGACAUUGGACACGUUGAACAUGUUAUUCAUGAUAGUGUAGUAGAAGCAGAAAUCAUCACUGACCCUCUGACAACUGACAUAGUUUCAGAAGAAGUAUUGAUAGCAGAUUGUGCCUCUGAAGCAGUCAUAGAUGCCAACGGGAUCCCUGUGGACCAGCAAGAUGAUGACAAAGGCAACUGUGAGGACUACCUUAUGAUUUCCUUGGAUGAUGCUAGUAAAAUAGAACAGGAUGGUUCCUCUGGAAUUACUAUUGAUGCAGAAUCAGAAAUCACUUCUUGUAAAGUGGAUGGCACUUGCCCUGAAGUCAUCAAAGUGUACAUUUUUAAAGCCGACCCUGGAGAGGAAGACUUAGGUGGCACUGUAGAUAUUGUGGAGAGUGAGCCUGAGAAUGAUGAUGGAGUUGAACUCCUUGAUCAAACUAACAGUAUUCAUGUGCCAAGGGAGAAGAUGGUUUAUAUGACUGUCAGUGACUCUCAGCAAGAAGAUGAAGAUUUAAAUGUUGCCGAAAUUGCUGAUGAAGUUUAUAUGGAAGUGAUCGUAGGAGAGGAGGAAUCUGCUGUUGCAACAGCAGCAGCCACUGUGCAUGAAACAGCCGAUGACAAUGAAAUAAAAACCUUCAUGCCAAUAGCAUGGGCAGCAGCUUAUGGUAAUAAUUCUGAUGGAAUUGAAAACCGGAAUGGCACUGCAAGUGCCCUCUUGCACAUAGAUGAGUCUGCUGGGCUUGGCAGACUGGCUAAACAAAAAACAAAGAAAAGGAGAAGACCUGAUUCCAGGCAGUACCAAACAGCAAUAAUUAUUGGCCCUGAUGGACAUCCCUUGACUGUCUAUCCUUGCAUGAUUUGUGGGAAAAAGUUUAAGUCGAGAGGUUUUCUGAAAAGGCACAUGAAAAACCAUCCUGAACACUUAACCAAGAAGAGUUACCAUUGUACUGACUGUGAUUUCAUUACCAACAAGAAGGUAAGUUUACACAAUCACAUGGAGAGCCACAAGUUGACCAGCAUGGCAGAGAAGGCCAUCGAAUGCAAUGACUAUGGGAAGCAUUUCUCUCACACUGGGACUUUGUUUACUCACAAAGUGAUGCAUAAGGAAAAAGGAGCCAACAAAAUGCACAAGUGUAAAUUUUGUGAAUACGAGACAGCUGAACAAGGGUUACUGAAUCGCCACCUUUUGGCAGUCCACAGCAAGAACUUUCCUCACAUUUGUGUUGAGUGUGGUAAAGGUUUUCGUCACCCAUCAGAACUCAAAAAGCACAUGCGAAUUCAUACUGGGGAGAAGCCGUACCAGUGCCAGUUCUGCGAAUAUAGGUCUGCAGACUCUUCUAAUUUGAAAACGCAUGUUAAAACUAAGCAUAGUAAAGAGAUGCCAUUCAAAUGUGACAUUUGCCUUCUGACUUUCUCAGAUACCAAAGAGGUGCAGCAACAUGCUCUUAUUCACCAAGAAAGCAAAACACACCAGUGUUUGCAUUGCGACCACAGGAGUUCCAACUCAAGUGAUUUGAAACGACACAUAAUUUCAGUUCACACUAAGGACUACCCCCAUAAAUGUGACAUGUGUAGUAAAGGCUUUCACAGGCCCUCAGAACUCAAGAAACACGUGGCUGCUCACAAGGGUAAAAAAAUGCACCAAUGUAGACACUGUGACUUUAAGAUUGCAGAUCCAUUUGUUCUAAGUCGCCAUAUUCUCUCAGUUCACACAAAAGAUCUUCCAUUUAGGUGUAAGAGAUGUAGAAAGGGAUUUAGGCAACAGAGUGAGCUUAAAAAGCAUAUGAAGACGCACAGUGGCAGGAAAGUGUAUCAGUGUGAGUACUGUGAGUAUAGCACUACAGAUGCCUCAGGCUUUAAGCGACAUGUUAUUUCCAUUCAUACGAAAGAUUACCCCCACCGUUGUGAGUAUUGCAAGAAAGGGUUCCGAAGACCUUCAGAAAAGAACCAGCACAUAAUGCGACAUCAUAAAGAAGUUGGCCUCCCCUAACAGUACUUCUACAGAUGUUUGUAAAAACAUUGGCCUUGAAACAGAAAAUUCAUUUAAAAGUCUCAUCCACAUAUAAUACUGUAUAUUAAUUUAUGCUGUGUAAAAAUAGGAUUAUUGCUUCUAGUUGACUUCUUAACAUUUUAUUCAGUAGGGUGCUCUGUAUCCUAUUCGGAUUGUUUAUUCAAUGGAGAAAAGUAGCAAUAAUGAAGUUGCUUUUAUUAAAAUAACCUCUAAUUCUAUGCUGAAUUUUUCAGUAUUAGACAUUUUACUAUUUAACUUUACUCACCGUGAUGGUACUCUUCUAAGACUAUUUAAGAUUAAAAAAAAAAACAAAACCCAUGAGAUUGGUAACUUUAAAAAUAAUCAUUUUGACUCAUUUUCUUC